Molecule: messenger RNA, 1758 nt
Organism: Elaeis guineensis (African oil palm)
Lineage: Eukaryota; Viridiplantae; Streptophyta; Magnoliopsida; Arecales; Arecaceae
Source: RefSeq, a predicted model, not a curated record
AGCUGAAGGUGAAGAAAGCUAAAGUUGUAGACUAUAUAUAGACUGCGUUCCAGAUCCAAAGAUAAACAAGGCGCCCAGAGAAAGAGUGAGAAAGAGAGAAGAAGGAUGAUGGGGAGAAUGUUCUUGUGCUUGUUGCUGGCCCUCUCAGCCAGCAUAGAGAUAAGUGAUGCUUUGGGAGGCCGAGGCCCAGCAACAAGGCAGGGAGAUGCCCUUAACAAGCUCUAUUUCGACGCGUUCAACUUAAAGAGAGAAGCAGUUGCUGCAAGUGAUUCUUCUUAUGCCGCCACUCUUUUCUCCGAUCUGUCGUCGAAAACUUAUCCCCAGCAGGGGCUGAAGGAGAGUGACAAGAUCACCAAGUUGCCUGGCCAGCCUCAAGGUGUAGAUUUUGAUCAGUAUGGAGGCUACAUCACCGUCGACAAGGAAGCUGGUAGAGCCCUAUUCUACUACUUGGCCGAGGCUGCAUCUGCUAAUUCUUCUUCCAGACCACUGGUUCUCUGGCUCAAUGGAGGACCGGGUUGCUCAUCUCUCGGAUUUGGAGCGAUGGAGGAGCUAGGACCCUUUCGCGUCAUGAGCGACGGCAAGACGCUCUUCAAAAAUCCAUAUGCAUGGAAUACAGUUGCUAAUGUGCUGUUCUUGGAGAGCCCGGCUGGUGUUGGCUUCUCCUACUCCAACACCACCUCCGACUACGACAAGAGUGGGGACAACAAGACGGCUGCGGAUGCCUAUGUGUUCCUUGUGAACUGGAUGGAGAGAUUCCCAGAGUACAAAGGAAGGGAUUUCUAUAUAGCUGGGGAGAGCUAUGGGGGGCACUAUGUCCCUCAGCUUGCUUAUACCAUACUCCGACACAACAACUCAAUUAUAAACCUUAAAGGCAUCAUGAUUGGCAAUGGAGUGAUCAACGACGAAACGGACCAGAAGGGGAUGUUCGACUAUUUCUGGACUCAUGCAUUGAUCUCAGAUGAGACCAUUGAUGCAAUCCACAAGUACUGCAAUUUCUCACCCAAUGCCAGUAACGAGCCCAAGCAAUGCGUACAGACGGUAGAGAAUGCCUAUGAGUUGGUCACAACACUUGAUAUCUACAACAUCUAUGCCCCUCUCUGCACUUCACAAGGCGUCACUCCUUCUCCUAAGACAUACUCGGUUUGUUGCCUCUUCUUCUCAUAUAUAUUCUUAAAUUUAAUUACAUAAUUUGGUGGUUUUUAAUGCAACAUUUAAUGAUGCAGCCAAGUGCUAACACAAUGGACAGAUAGCCCUUAUACAGUCUUACCACUUAUCAAGGAAUGCAUGGCUCAUGAUGUACGGGUUCUAGUAUACAGUGGAGAUGUCGAUGGACGGAUUCCUGUUACUUCAUCGAGAUAUUCUAUCAAACAACUACAAGUUUCUGUGAAAACUCAAUGGCAACCAUGGUUUAUCAAUACUGAUCAGGUUGGUGGAUACAGUGUUGUUUUUGAUGGUAACUUAACAUUGGCCACUGUCAGAGGAGCAGGACAUGAGGUUCCAAGCUACCAAGCACUUCGAGCACUUGUUCUCAUCAAGUUUUUUCUUGAGGGAAAGCCGCUUCCUUCUUGAAAUUAGUUUAACUUAAAUAUAUCUAUUUUUUAGAUAUAUAUCGACAAGGAUGUAGUUUCUUGGUUUUUAGAAUCUAUUUCAACCACAUAUUCGGCUAUAUGUUUAGCUAUUUAUUAGUUAUUAUUGAAAACAUAUUCAGCUAUAUGUUUAGCUAUUUAUUUGUUAUUAUUGAAAACAUACAAUUAUCUA